CAUAUGUCUGCUUGUCAAAUUUAUUCCUUCCACCGAAUUUCUGCUACAUGCUCCAUUCGUUCAUUGCUUUAUUAGAUCAUAAUGUUAUUGAAAUUUUCGUCAUGUUCGUAAGGAAAAUAUUAGGUUAAUUUAAAUACUGACUGAAACUAAAACGUGAUUCUUCAGAUCGAUAACAUUUUGGUCUUUCAGUUCAUGGUCCGAAUUUUGACAAUGAAAAAGUUCAUUGAACCUUGAACUGGCUCCUGUGUGUCAAAGUUCAUGAAAACCAAGAUGGCGACUUACAUGAAGAGGCUGCGCUGUCGUUUCUCAGUUGUCUUUUUGAUGAAUUUGUCAUAUAUCUGUCUGAUCAUUGAAAUAGGCCUAGUAAGCUCUGAAGAACAUGAUAAAAGUGGAGAAAUUUCAGUAGAUGGGGGCAUUGAGGUUUUACCUUCAGAGAAUCCCGUCCAAGGAACAGAAAGAGUUGACAGUGUUCUCCCACAUUUUGAGACAUCAGACGAACUAGAAAACGAGAAGUUGUAUGACAGAAUUUUGAAACAGACACUAGAACAAAUAGAAGCACAUCAUGGAGAGAAGAAAGCUGAAAUAAAUCUGCAAACGCAAGAGGCAGAUGUCACAAAACAGGAGGCUCCAACUUUAUCCGCUCAGGACUCAUCCGUUCCUGUUGAUUACAUCCAAAUCUUGGCAUCCUACAUGACACCUGAGGUAUUCCAACAGUUCAUGAAAAGUCUGAACAAGACACUUGACACCCGCAUCCAGUACACCCAUCCCGAUUUUACCUAUGCAAACGCGACUGAGAACGACGAGGCCCAGCGUCGAAAAGUAAAAUACCCCUGCAUGCAAAGACCGGCUGGAAACAGAACAGCACAGGUCAAAAUUGUCAACAACACUGAACUGAUGGAGUUGGUGAGUGCUGUAUACAGUGCGCCGGGCCAGGAGAACUCCUCCAGCGCCCUUGGAGGUUAUUGCGCAUUUGUGAUGUUUUACGCCCCCUGGUGCAAGUUUUCUGCCAAAGCGGCGCCAGCUUUCAAUGCCAUUGGGAGAGCCUUUCCAGAUCUGGAGGUGCUGGCCGUCGAUGCUUUUCAGUAUAACAGUUUGAACACCCGUUACGGCAUUGUUGCCGUGCCAAAUGUGUUGCUCUUCCAUAACAACAAGCCAGUCAUGAGGUUUAACUACUCGCAGAGAACCUUCGAGGUUUUCAGCCAGUUCAUCCAGAAUUUUACAGGUCUGGAACCCAACACCUCCAUACAAGUUUCUGAAGUAGACACGCUAGGGCCGCUCCCCAGUGUCGCGACGGAGGAAACGGACUACGCCCUCUGGCUGUCCUGGCUGUUGCUCAUCAGCGUAGCGGUCUGGUUCCUAGAGCAGCGACUGGGCAGUGCCAUCAAGGAUCGGGUGCGGACGUUUGUCGUUUACGCCCGUCAGGUCUGGCGGACGGGAGAACUGUACGACCAGGUCGGAGUCUUGGUCCAUGAGCAUCAUGACUAGGUAGAACUGCCCUGCUGAUCUAAUGGACUCCGUGUUGGAGUUGCACUACUCAUGAGAGCCAGUGAAGGAUUGAUUGUGGCCGCGCGUCAGUUUUCAACUGUGAUUUUCACAGUUGUGGGAGUACCUAGGCACAGAGUCUAUCUGUUGGUGCACUUGGGCUGUGCCCGACCGCUGAUGUCAGGAACCGAUUCCAGAUUAUGAGAUCGAGUUCCCAUAACCAACUUUACAAAUAAUUUAGUAACUUCUCAGACAAUGAAAAAGAAAGGUUUUGAAUGUCAUGUCGGAUGAUAAGGCCUGAUUGCUUUUUAAAAUAAAAAACAGGUGUAUAUGACAUCAGAUGCCUUUGACACUUUGUAAAACUGUUCACAGUGCUUACUUUAUUCAAACUACACACCGUCACGCUUUGCAAGACUUUCAAACUUCAAGGCACUCAUUUUUAUACAUCAAAAUUGUGGGGGAAAAAAUAAUCUUAUCAAAUUCUCAUUUUUCACAAAUUGAGCUUCAAACAUUUAAAAUAAACAUUUGAUUAUUUGUAAUUGUGCUGAAGUAAACAAAAUUCAUUUUCAAGAACAUUUGGAAAUGUUUCAAUGUUAAGUAUUUAUUAUGUACAGCAAAUAACAACAUUCUAUUGCAAACGAUGACCUUUUGUUCUGCCCAUGUAUGUUCCCCACAAACAAAAAAUGUACACAUAGUUUAAGUAUGCAAACACAUGUUUUUUUUUGCAGCAGAAAUUUAAGCUUUGCAGAUGUGAUUUUCAGGUUUAAGUAAUUUGAUCAACAGUGAUCGAAAUCUUGUCAGUUUAUAUUUAAGUUAAAUUCCACCACUCACAAUCCAAAAACAAAUUUUGUAACCAAAAAAAGCCACUCCAUUGUGCCACUGUCAGAUUUCUAUACAGUAAUAUACAUGAAGGUUAUGUUGAUUUUGUUUCUGUGCAAUGCUGUUUUUGAAGUAAUAAAUUACAAUAUCGUAAUUAAUCCUUGAAA
Molecule: messenger RNA, 2468 nt
Organism: Patiria miniata (bat star)
Lineage: Eukaryota; Metazoa; Echinodermata; Asteroidea; Valvatida; Asterinidae
Exons: 4
Coding region: 259-1485 (408 amino acids)
Biological process (GO): cilium assembly
Cellular component (GO): cilium
Source: RefSeq, a predicted model, not a curated record